GGAUAAACUUUGAGCCCCUCAAAAUGUAACUGGCAAAAGAAGUGGUGGUAGUAUAUGUGAUAGACAGUACCUGCAAUUCAAAGUGAGCAAUAUGAGAGAAGUGCUGUGAUCCUUCAGAGCUCCGCCCAUUGUGUGACUCACCAGAGACAAACAAGGAAAUGCAGCUUGUUACGCCACGAGACCAUAAAAUUCACCUUCAGUCAACAUCAGACGUCCACUGACAAAGGAGAGCUUCAGGAGGGAGUGCUGGGAGUACUGGAAAAUCUGGAAUACUACCACUCACACCAGCAGCUGACUUCACAAAUGGAGUAAGAGUUUAAAAAAAAAAAUUCCCAGUUCAAAGUGAAAGUAACUGUGUGGGAGCUUUCUAGAGGAAGGAGUGGCACUAUCUCCUGUCUGCCUGCUGUGUUUUCAGCUUCACUCAGAGGAAAAUGGCUUCUAGCUCAGAGGAGGAUUUCUGCUGUCCUGCCUGCCAUGACAUCUUCAAAGAUCCUGUCCUCCUGUCAUGUAGCCACAGCUUCUGUAAAGGCUGUCUGCAGAGCUGGUGGAGAGGGAAACAAGUCCAAGAGUGUCCACUUUGUCGGACAGUAUCUCAGUGGAGUGAUCCACCUUGUAACUUGGCGUUAAAGAACCUGUGUGAGACCUUUUUACGAGAGAGAGGUCAGGGAGCCUCAGUAGGGUCUGUGGCACUCUGCCAUCUGCACUCUGAGAAACUCAAACUCUUCUGUCUGGACCAUCAGCAGCCAGUGUGUGUCGUCUGUCGAGACGCGAAAAUACACUCUGACCACAGGUUCAGACCCAUCGAGGAAGCCGCACAGGAUCACAGAGAGGAGCUCCAGAAAUCCCUGAAACCCUUACAGGACAAGUUAAAGGUUUUUAAUGACGUUAAAGUGAACUUUAAUAAAACAGCAGUACACAUCAAGGUCCAGGCCCGACACACAGAGAGGCAGAUUAAGGAAGAUUUUAAGAUGCUUCACCAGUUUCUAGAAGAGGAAGAGGAGGCCAGGAUGGCUGCUCUGAGGGAGGAAGAGAUACAGAAGAGUCAGAUGUUGGAGGAGAAGUUUGAAGCUCUGAGCAGAGAGAUAGCAGCUCUUUCAGAAACAGUGAGAGCCACAGAGAAGGAGCUGAGAGCUGAGGACGUCUCAUUCCUGCAGAACUACAAGGCUGCACUGGAAAGAGUCCAGCAGCGCCCCCUGCUGGAUGAUCCACAGCUGCUCUCAGGAGCUCUGAUAGACCAGGCCAAACACCUGGGCAAUCUAACCUUCAACAUCUGGAACAAGAUGAGGGACAUGGUCUCCUACAGUCCUGUGAUUCUGGAUCCAAACACUGCCAAUCCAGAACUCAUUCUGUCUGAAGAUCUGACCAGUGUCAGACAAGGAAAGAGACAGCAGCUUCCCGAAAACCCAGAGAGGUUUGAGUACUGGGAAUCUGUUCUGGGCUCAGGAUUUACCUCAGGGACUCACAGCUGGGAUGUUGAAGUCGGAGACAACAAAGACUGGGAACUGGGGGUGUUACCAGAGUCUAUUAGUAGGCAAGGAUUCGUGGGGUCUACAGUGUGGAGUGUAGACUUCAAUGAUGUUGGGUACAGAGCAUACUCCCCAACAAAUAAAUACACUGAUCUUCCAGUCAGAGAGAAGCUCCAGAGGAUCAGAGUUCAUCUGGACUGGGACAAAGGACAGCUGUCAUUUUCUGAUCCUGAUACCAACACUCACAUACACACCUUCACACACACUUUCACUGAGAAACUGUGCCCAUACCUUUGCUCCAAGAACGCACUCCCUCUGAAAAUAUUGCCCGUAAAGGUCUCUGUAACAGUGGAAGGUUAGAGAUCAGUUAUCAGUUAUCAUGUAAUUUUCAUUUCUACAGUUUCUCAACAUGUAAGAUGACAGUUAUGCAUUAAGUAUGUGAGGCUACAAGAAAUAAGAUUAGAAACAGGAAAUGAUGCGUUUAUAGACUGUUCAUGCUACAUAAUACGUAUAGAAAUAGUAGUAUGAGCAAUGCAAGUAUGCAAACCUAGCAUGUAUUCAUAGAACACAGACUGAAAAUUUAUGUCUGGAGUCAAUGGCAUCAAAAACGCCCCAUAAUGCUUUGUGCCUUGUCGUUUCCAUAGAAAUGACCUGGUCAGGGGACAUUUUUUACAUGCACAUGUGCACAUAAUGGACAGCAGAGAGAAGAGAGAGAAGCAGCGGCCCACAGGGCAAACUGAAAGUCAAAUGUACAUUCAAUGUGAUGCUUUUAGGUACAUCUAGCUAAAACUAGUUGUAGUCUACCAUCAGUGAUAUAACUGGGAUGGACAAAAUAUUAGAAACACCUGUCAGUGUAAAACAAUACAGUUCAACAGCACCACAAACUACAACCUCCAAAGAUUACCAUACAGUUGAAUCAACAGCUUUUUCACCACAAACUGUACAUUAUAACCUUCAUCAAGGUAGGACUUAGUGCAGAGAUGUUGCUGUAGACUGAAUUAGCUUUAGCUGGAUGUACCUAAUAAACUUGCAACUGACUGUGUGUUUUUAACAGUUUCGAAAUAAAAUACCUUCUAGCAAAAGAGCCACAUCAGAAAGCAACAGUUUUACCUUCAGUGUUAUGAACUUUGACAUUAAACAUAUACAGUGAAAAGUAUUUGCUAAUAUCAUGUAGUGUUCAGUUUAUACUUCUACAGUUCUUACUUCAAGUGUAAUGUAUGAACAUUUGUCCCAGCAUCCACACUUUUAGGCUGUGGACAACCCAGUGCUUGUGUUUUUAAUGUCUCCCAGUCACUGUUUAGUGUCAAAGGUAAUGUUAAAGCUGUCAGUGUGAAGAAAGCUUUUCAAAAACACACCGACAUGCUUGGUUUAAUGAGGUCUUCCCUCCUUUCUUUUCUUUUUUACACGUGUAAAACGUUAUGUCUGAUGUAAUGCAUAACCGAGGAACAGUGUUCAUCGCACUGAAAAUCCUUUUGAGAAUAUUACAAAUAAAGUGAUGUAGUUUAUUGCUGAAUGGUUUCUGUAUGAAUAACAUAUCUGUGGAAGAAAGAAGUUUGUUGUUUGGGAAAUAGAUUUUAUUUCAGAUUCAAUUGUGCCAAAGAAACAAUUUAGCGUUAUCCUGCAACUCAGUGAGCAUGGCAGUUUCAUUCAGAGAUUGACUAUUUUGAAUGAUGAAUUGUUAAUAAUAUGAUGUAGUUUUGGUAAAACUUCCAUUUUCCGAGGACAUGCUUGUUUGACAUUUUUAUAGCCUGAUAUAUUGUCAAGUAUCAGGCUAAAUAUUUCCUUAAUAAUUCCAUUGCUUUUGUAUUUGUCUUCAUAAAUAGAUAUUGAAAUGUUGAAUUUUCUGUAUGACUUGUUUGCUGAUUAUGAAAAUGAUUUCUAGUUUGGAUAGUAUAUUUGGAUUGGUUGUUGUUUGAUCUCCCUCCCAGUCUCAUCUUGUUGAGCUUAAAUGUUAUGGACCAUAUGGAUUUAAUCAGUUUUUUAGUUGUGGUUGCAGCCUGUGGCUCCAGUAUAAUGAUGUUGCUGUUGCAUAUUGUAAGUUUAAUACCCGAUGAAGGUUUGAACAUUGCUUUUUCAGUAAACUUAGCACUGACAGGUUGUGGGAGUUCACGACCGUCUUUUUUUAUCAUGUCAAAAAGUAUGUUUGAGAUUUUCAACAGUAUGCUCCCAGCAAAGAAAUAAAAACACACACUUUCCACAGUAA
This is a messenger RNA of Siniperca chuatsi (mandarin fish), 3669 nucleotides long. Its product is annotated as E3 ubiquitin-protein ligase TRIM35-like. The transcript has a single exon. The coding region runs from base 432 to 1826 and encodes 464 amino acids. NCBI's taxonomy places the organism in Eukaryota, Metazoa, Chordata, Actinopteri, Centrarchiformes, Sinipercidae. The record is from RefSeq and is a predicted model, not a curated record. Gene Ontology annotation, molecular function: zinc ion binding; protein binding.